UGGAGCAGAGUCUAAGUUAUAAGGCGGCUGUUUGUAAUUCCUCCUCCAAGACUUUGGAUCAUAUUGCGCUGCUUCGCUUCACCAGCAGACCAUCAAAACUACACUUUGCUUCAGAGAAAAGACUUGAACGAUGUGCGGAAUUUUUGCGUACCUGAAUUACAGAGUUCCACGGUCUAGGAGGGAUAUCUUUCAGACCCUCGUAAAGGGACUUCAAAGGCUGGAGUACAGGGGUUAUGACUCCGCCGGUAUUGCAGUAGAUGGCACAGGGAAAGACCAAGCAGCAAACAUCAGCCUGUUUAAGAAAAGAGGGAAGGUGAAAGCCCUUGACGAAGAGCUCUACAAGAAUGAAUCCAUUGAUCUUGACGCACAACUGGACACACACUUUGGCAUUGCACACACCCGCUGGGCCACACACGGGGAGCCCAGUGCUGUCAACAGUCACCCUCACCGAUCCGACAAGAACAACGAGUUUGUUGUCAUCCACAAUGGGAUCAUCACAAAUUACAAGGAGCUCAAGAAGUUUCUGGUUUCCAAAGGAUAUGAUUUUGAGUCGGAAACAGACACGGAGGUCAUCCCCAAGUUGAUCAAGUAUCUCUAUGACAACCGCGAGAACGAUUUCGUGUCCUUCUCCACCCUGGUGGACCGCGUCAUCCAGCAGCUGGAAGGGGCUUUCGCUCUGGUUUUCAAAAGCAUCCAUUUCCCAGCAGAGGCCGUUGCCACAAGGAGGGGCAGCCCGCUGCUGAUCGGUGUGCGCAGUCAGUAUGAGUUCUCCACAGAGCAGAUCCCUGUUCAGUACAAUUGCAGUGAUUCUAAGAAAGCUGCAGUAGAGGAGAAAAACUGCCGUAACCGUCAGGGCAGCCUCAAUGCCUUACACUCAGUCCAUGAUGGAAUGGCUAUGGAGUUUUACUUCGCCUCUGAUGCUAGUGCCAUUAUCGAGCACACCAACAAGGUGAUCUACCUAGAGGAUGAUGAUGUAGCUGUUGUGAUGGAGGGGAAGUUGUAUGUCCACCGGGUUAAGCGCACAGCAGGGGACGAUCCAGUCCGUGUCAUUCAGACCCUACAGAUGGAGCUCCAGCAGAUCAUGAAAGGUAACUACAAGGCUUUUAUGCAGAAGGAGAUCUUUGAACAGCCUGAAUCGGUUGUCAAUACCAUGAGAGGGAGAAUCUGUUUUGACCGUGACACAGUUGUUCUUGGUGGUCUGUCAGACCAUCUGAAGGAGAUCAAAAGAUGCAGGCGAUUGAUCAUGAUUGGCUGUGGAACUAGUUACCAUGCAGGAGUGGCAACACGCCAGAUACUUGAAGAGUUGACUGAACUUCCUGUAAUGGUCGAGCUGGCCAGUGACUUCCUGGAUCGCAUCACUCCUGUGUUCAGGGACGACGUGUGUUUUUUCAUUAGUCAGUCAGGUGAGACAGCGGACACUCUGAUGGCAUUACGUUACUGUAAGAAGCGCGGGGCACUGACUGUUGGCAUCACCAACACUGUGGGCAGCUCCAUCUGCAGGGAGACAGACUGUGGAGUUCACAUUAACGCUGGGCCUGAGGUCGGAGUGGCCAGCACUAAGGCCUACACCAGUCAGUUUGUGUCUCUCAUCAUGUUUGGCUUGAUGAUGAGUGAAGACAGGCUUUCGCUACAGGAAAGAAGACUGGAGAUCAUUAACGGCCUCAAGAAACUGCCAGAGCUGAUCAAGGAAGUUCUGGCUCUUGACGACAAGAUAAAGGCCCUAGCUGAUGAGCUCGACCAUCAGAGAUCUCUACUGGUGAUGGGUCGGGGCUACAAUUAUGCCACCUGCCUAGAGGGGGCGCUGAAAAUCAAAGAGAUCACAUACAUGCACUCAGAAGGAAUUAUGGCCGGGGAGUUGAAGCAUGGCCCACUGGCGCUGAUCGACAAGGACAUGCCGGUUAUUAUGAUCAUCAUGAAAGACAGCUGCUACCAAAAGUGCCAGAAUGCCUUACAACAAGUUACAGCCAGACAUGGCCGGCCAAUAAUCCUCUGUUGCAAGAACGACCCAGAGAUCAGUAAGAUGGCAUAUAAGACCAUUGAACUGCCUCAGACGGUGGACUGUCUGCAGGGCAUCCUCAGUGUCAUUCCCCUCCAGCUCAUUUCCUUCCAUCUGGCUGUUCUCAGAGGAUAUGAUGUGGACUGCCCAAGGAACCUGGCCAAAUCUGUGACAGUGGAGUAGCUCCUCACAGAAAAUGUGAAGUAGUGAAUGCAGAAGAGGAGAAUACCAAUCACCAAAGUGCAAUUACAAGUGUGGAAGUUUACGUGUGUCUGCAUCCGUUUGAAUGUGGGAUUAUGGGUAUUUAUGAAUUAUGACCAAAGACCCUACAGAACCAGCUAGAUUAAAUUUUAUAAUCCCUUUUACUUAUGUGCCUAUUGCAAUUUAAGGGUACCCCAAACUGUGCCUUAAACCCUUGUAAAUGAGCUCUAAACUGAGCCUGAAGCAUCUUAAAUAAGUCAGAUGUUUACCUCGUACAAACCAGAGUGCAAUACUUUAAUCGGCACAAUGAAUCUGUGUACCGAAAAAACGUGCCUUAAAUCACAGUGACCAAAGAGGUUUAUAUGAAGUGUGAGCAAAGGAAUGAGAGAUGUGUGAAUGUUUUAUGUAUAGUUCAAAAGAGUGCUGAUUACAGCCGAAUAUAACUCGUUUUAAACAUUGAAGUUCUUUUUGAAGGAUUACAUUUAUUACAAUGAUCACGUUUUGUACUGCAGAAACAUAACAUAACCAGAGCAAACAAGUGUUUAUUACAUUAACUCACAUUCAAAACAAACCACAAAAUUUCUGGGUUCCACUGGAAGAUAUACUGUACUGUUUGAGUUUACAUUGACUGUGAAGGACUCAUUGUGGUAACGAUCAUUGUUUUAUGACACACGUUUUCAUUUUUUAUGAAUGAUUUUUUCACAAUUAAUAUAGGAUGUGCCGAGAUGAGAUGUCAAAUUAUUUUUUUUAAGGUUUAGCUGGGUUUAAGUCUCUGAAUGUCACUGUUUGGUUUAAAACCAAAACCUUCAUUUACCAUGUAUGCCUAUUAAAUACAUCCGUUUAAAUCAUUUUUUUAUUUUUUUAGUGAUGGAGUAUGGGUUUUAGCAUGCUUAACUUAAAUGCAGCAAUGACUUACUUUCUGUUUCUUAAUGUUGAUCAAUACUGAAUGAAAUAAAUAAAGCAAUAAUGUAGAACCAG
This is a messenger RNA of Triplophysa dalaica, 3175 nucleotides long. It is a transcript of the gene gfpt2, whose product is annotated as glutamine-fructose-6-phosphate transaminase 2. NCBI's taxonomy places the organism in Eukaryota, Metazoa, Chordata, Actinopteri, Cypriniformes, Nemacheilidae. Gene Ontology annotation, biological process: protein N-linked glycosylation; carbohydrate derivative biosynthetic process; fructose 6-phosphate metabolic process. The record is from RefSeq and is a predicted model, not a curated record. Gene Ontology annotation, molecular function: carbohydrate derivative binding; L-glutamine:D-fructose-6-phosphate transaminase (isomerizing) activity. The transcript has 19 exons. Bases 131 to 2179 code for a protein of 682 amino acids.